AUGGAGAACGGCCGAGACUACGUCAUUUUAGAGAAGGAACUGGUGGAAUAUGCCAAGAAGGAAGAAGGCUGUGAAUCUGUGGGAUCAGUUUUGGUCCUCUACACGGGAGGCGCAAUUGGUAUGCAGCCUAAACAUGGAGCAUAUGAGCCGGAACCGCAUUACCUUACGAACUAUCUCACUCAAAUGCCAAUUUUUAAUGACGCUUCGUACGUUCCUACUGCCUUUUUUUGCCACGAAAAGCGCGAGGAGUUAAAGAAAAAGGAACAAAUCAACCCGCGACUGCCAACAUGUAGGCCCGCAACUGCUUCAGUUACACUCGCUACACCUUUAACUGCGGGAAAGCAUAGAAUUCUCUACAGGGUAAUAGAAUAUGAGGAGUUACUUGAUUCUUCUAACUGUGUCAUGGAUCACUGGAUCAGUCUAGCAAAAGAUAUUGAGCGGUGGUAUGAUCACUUCACCGGUUUUGUGAUCCUUCACGGUACCGAUACCCUACCUUGUGCUGCUUCGGCCUUGUCGUUUAUUUUCGAGAACCUAGAAAAGCCUGUUGUGCUCACCGGUUCGGAGCUUCCUAUAACGCAGCUUUGCAGCGAUGGACAACACAACCUACUUGGGGCUCUCCUAUUUGCUGGAGCUGAAUACGGAAUUCCCGAAGUGACCGUGUUCUCGCAGAAACAGGUAAGUUGUAAAGAAGAGUUCAAGGCAUUGGUAGUUUCUAUGCCAAUUUCAGUUCUAAUUACGCCUUUUAUUGUCGUGGUCAAUAUCUAUUCCUAG
Dibothriocephalus latus is the source of this 771-nucleotide messenger RNA. NCBI's taxonomy places the organism in Eukaryota, Metazoa, Platyhelminthes, Cestoda, Diphyllobothriidea, Diphyllobothriidae. The record is from the annotation of a GenBank genome assembly.